AUGUAUCGUCGGAGGACGCCCAAUACCGGCAACCACGGAAUCACGAGUGAAUCCUCUUGUACCUCUCCUAUCGAUACCGACAAUGAUAGACCGUUCGAGCCCGAUUCCUCUGAGACCGAUCUCACCGAGCCGGAGCGCUCCCCUCCAGCGGGUCGAACGAUUGCUCGGAAAAAGCCAAGCCCAAAGACUGGAACAAAAUCGUUACCAACAGACCUGUCGAAUGUGGAACGUGUCCACCAGGCCCGAUACCAAGUCCCCGAUGAUGAUACGGAUGAGGACCUGGCCCUAGUGCCAGAGGAUUACGGCCGAUCCAAUAAUACGAAGAAGUUGAAACGUCGACUGAAAGAGCGUUGGGCUUGGUACUGCCAAAUGAAAGCAAUGGAACCAUCCACUAAUCACAAGUGGGGGGUGGCGGAGGAUGCACUGCGUGAAGCGUCUCCAAAUGACAUGCAUCGAUUCCUUAAUUGGUGUCUGAAGCUGGAGUACAGUCCCGAUGGUCGCCGCCAGAAAAGCUAUACAAAGGCCAGCGCCCUUGAAGCGGAUUGGAAGUACUUCCGAAUUUACUACCAGCGAGUUACCGAAAACGAGAUGAGUAAAGAGAUGGGUGAGGCCGUUCGCACGGGUAUGAGAUACUUGGUGGAUAAGCGCGGUCUCGACAAACAACCGCGGGCAAAUGUCCCAGUAUAUAUUGAAGAUAUGAUUCCAUUCAAUGAGACAAUCCUUCAAACCCGGGAAAAGCGAUUUCACUUGGGGUUUCAGCGCAUUAUCCUAUGCCUAUACAACACAGUUGGGUUAUUUACCAUCAAUCGAAAACAGGCGAUGCUUGACCUUCAGUUCAAGCAUCUACAAAUAUCGCUCCAGCAGGACCCGCACGGGGGACCUCCGAAGCCGAUGAUCGAACUCGAGCCCCAGUUUGUGAAAAGCGUCCUGGGCAUGUCGAAGCUAAACACGUUCGCGCUACCUGAAAUUGUCUACGGCGUGUCACUUGUCUUCAGCCCGCAUGUCCUACUCUUCAUCAUAUUAUUUUAUGUUCAUGCCUUUGAAGCGCCUCACUUAACAUCGAUGCAAGACCUUCGGAGACUGCUUGUCGAGGGUGGUCGACAGGAAAUGCUCCUUCCCUUGAAGAAAGAGAUGGAUAAUUACUAUGUCUUCCCGAAGGUCGAGGUGAUCUGUGGCCAGCCCCGCAUUUUGUGGGAGACGCCCAUGAAUGGAAGCACACUCGACGCACAGCUCAGGACAUUCAGUGAGAUACACGGCUUCCUUAAUCAUUUCUUCUCUCACCAAUUUCGAUACGGAGGAGGUGAUCUACUUGACAAGAGUGGUUUCGUCAGUGAAGCUCAGCGUAAUGUGAUCAUGGCCCACGCCACCAGCAGAACGUUCAUCAAACACUAUCGUCCCCGUCGGCAUACUGGCUUACAAGAGAUCAUGUGCGGCCUCAAUCCAGACGAAGAGUUCUCCAAGGCUGUGACCCGGAUGAGCCGUUGGAUUGAUCGGCGGCGACCACGAUACCUGAGCGACGCUGAUCGGGAAUCAGUGGAGAAAGACCCAGAACUGCACAUUGGGACGAUGCUGGAGGACCAGAAGCGUCACGUCCACAAUCUGCGCCGGCGUCUGCAAGACAAACGGCGGAAAGAAACACGCCGCGAUUUCAGUCGGAAACAGGCGGUGAUUGACAUUGAAAGACAGCUGACUGGUGGGGCUGUCAGUGAUGAGCCUGCGCGCGAGGUCUUACGAAAAGAGUUUGAAAUGCCAUCGGAGCAGAUUCUUCUCGUGGAGACUUUCUUUACUUGGCCCACCACCGAUUCAUUAGAAGACGAGUGGACGCGACGCAACAAAGCGGUUGCUGCCGGAAUACAAUAUUGCGGCUUUCAGGAGGGUGGGCCCCUUCGUGGACGGCGGAAGCGCUCUGCCCCGUCCGACAAUGAGGAUGGGGUUCCUUCUCCGCCAGCUCGAAAGAUGAAGGCUGAUACGCCGCUGAAUACGUCGUGGGAGAAGGGAUGUACCUCUGGCGGGAAACAUAUCCCGAAUGCAGAGCAUACAUUCGCAUGCUUCCAAUGCCCCAAGGCAUACUCUGACUAUAAUGGAGUGAAGAGGCAUUUUAAGACGUCACAUUUGACGGACCGGAAAUGUAAUUUUUGCGAUUUGUCCGUCUUGCACGAGAUGCACUUGCGGAGGCAUGCCCAAGAAGUCCAUGGCCUUCGAACAUGA
Molecule: messenger RNA, 2208 nt
Organism: Penicillium verhagenii
Lineage: Eukaryota; Fungi; Ascomycota; Eurotiomycetes; Eurotiales; Aspergillaceae
Product: DUF3435 domain-containing protein
Exons: 6
Coding region: 1-2208 (735 amino acids)
Source: RefSeq, a predicted model, not a curated record